AUGCUAAAUAAAAACCUGGGAUUGUUCUGGUUAUUUUCUAUGAGUUUCGCGGAUCUGCUUCUCCACAGCAUCCAGCUCCAGUUCUACCGUGUGCAGCUCCAAUGCAUCCUCACCUGCGCUCAAAGGCAGAGACAUAACCGACAUGAUGUUACAGAGCAAGCUGCCAACUCUCACGCAUUCAGUGUGAGAGUCAUGCAAUUGACCCAAUUCUCACGCUCUCACGCCGCACCCCCAUAUUUUCACGCAGACUCGUGCAGCACAGAGGCUGCUGACAAUAGCAUUAAACCAGAUCAAACCAAUGUAUUUUCAACGGAAGGCAGCAACAUCUCACUGUCCUGCACUUAUACUGGAUCAGUUAACAGUCUCCACUGGUAUCGACACAAACCUGGAUCAAGACCUGAGUUUCUGCUGAUGAUUCUUGAAGCAAGUAAAACUGUCACACCAGCUCAACCACCUCCACGAUUGUCCAUAAAACUUAAUAAUGAUCAAGAUAAAAAGAGUAAGAAAGUGGAUCUGAUCAUCUCCUCUGCUGCUGUAUCAGACUCUGCUCUAUACUACUGUGCUCUGAGGCCCACAGUGAAAGGAAAUCCAGCUGCACUGUACAAAAACUCACACAGUUUUGUUAUAUUGAAAGUAGUUCUGUCAGUGCUUUAG
This is a messenger RNA of Tachysurus fulvidraco (yellow catfish), 654 nucleotides long. RefSeq lists its product as uncharacterized. The record is from RefSeq and is a predicted model, not a curated record. The transcript has 4 exons. Bases 1 to 654 code for a protein of 217 amino acids. Lineage: Eukaryota; Metazoa; Chordata; Actinopteri; Siluriformes; Bagridae.